GCCAUUGCGAGCAGCGCCUUUCAGUCUAAUACAGAGACACUCAGUUUAAGUAUUUAUUGUUUGAAGGGAAUCGUGUACAAAAGCUAUUUCAAAUAAUUCCAAACGAAAUAAAGAAUUACAUUUAUGUAUUUACUUUUGUUUUACACUGAUAUAAGCAAUUGGCAGGAUCUACAUUUGGAAUGGAGAAUGUUCUGUUAAUUCUGCCAGAUGGAGCUCCAGUUAAAAAAAAAAAAAGAACCUUUUAAAUGAAACAGGGUUUUCUUCUAAUUUGCCACUUCUCUUUCUUUUUGCUUGAGGUCUUUUUACAGUUAAAAAAAAAGUCCUGAAUAAUUCCGAGUUUCCCUUUGGAGGUAGAAGAAAGAUUCUGAUGCUAACUUGUCGUUAUCAGAUUGAUGGGCCGGGUUUGAUUGAAGUCUCUUUGUCAUGCAAAUGUCACUGGGGCAUGAUGGAUGGGGGCCCAGAUAUCUGACAAGCUUCAGGAGGUCCACAGCCAUUGGUCCCUAGAGAAUCACGUGUGCUCUGGGUGAGAGACAGAGGGGUUUGAAGCCUGGCAAGGCAUGGAUGGAAGUUUACAGAUUUGACAUACUACCUAAAGGUUGUAGGGCAGAAGGAAUCCCCGAAAAACAGGUUGACCCUCCUCCAUCACUGGCAGAUGGACAAUACCAGAAUGAGUUCCUUUCUGGACUAUGCAAUUUGUAACCGUGGGACGAGCGCCUACUCACCCAGAGGAUACCAUCAUUUUGACCAAGGGACACCCGCCUUCCCUGCUUGCCCCAGUGCCAAUGACAUUUAUAAUGGGGAUGGAAGGUUUGUUGUUGGAGGGGGAAGUGGUUCCAUCCCAAGCCAUCUCCACCAGCAGAACCCCAGUUACCCUCACCAGCCCAGCGCUGGAGUCCCCUAUGCCAACCCCUUAACAAGUUACACCCCACAAACUUGCAACCAGCCUUAUGGACACCAGGCAUAUGCCAGCCAAGAAGCAGAUGGCAUUUAUUAUCAACAAACAGCCUACUGCUCCAACACUGGACCCAACUCCAACUCUUUUUCUGAUGGCUACUGUGGAGCUGUACCAGGGCCUGUCCAGUACCAACAGCACCCUUAUGGGCAGGAGCACCAGGGGCUGAUCCAAGCCUACAACAACCCUCCGUCUAUACUGCACGAGGAGAAGGAGCCCUCCUGUCCUCCAGAUCAAGCUCUACCCAACCACACCUUUGACUGGAUGAAAGUAAAGAGAAAUCCACCCAAAACAACCAAACCGGUGGACUUUGGACUCAGUGCCCAACAAAACACCAUCAGGACCAACUUCACGACCAAACAACUGACAGAGCUGGAGAAGGAAUUCCAUUUUAACAAGUACUUGACCCGGGCCAGGAGAGUAGAGAUCGCAGCCACUCUAGAACUGAACGAAACCCAGGUGAAAAUCUGGUUCCAGAACCGGAGAAUGAAGCAGAAGAAACGAGAAAGAGAAGGACUGGCCCCGGGUGCCAUGAAGGGCUCCAUGAAAGAGAAUGGGGAGAUUUCAGACCUGUCCAGUUCUACAUCUCCAGAUGCCUCUCCCAACUCAGUGUAGCCACAUGCAAUGGACAUAAAGGAAAGCACACAUAGAUGUUGUAUAUAUUUUAUUUUCUUCUACAGAUUCCUUCCUAUUUAUAUACAAGAUUAGUCUACAGGGUCGUCACUGUAUCCGCGGAACACAAGGACAAGAACUGCCCGUUCCUCUCAGGGAACCUCAGAAUUCAGGGGACACGCACUUGGAGAAAUAUCCAUGAGCUCCUGUCUGAUCCAAAUGUGGCCUAUUUAUCCUUAUCUCCCUAUGUGGCUGUACAGGAGAGAAGCAUAUGGGGGUAGAGUUCCUUCCUUCUGUAAUAGAAACUAAGCGCUGGCUUAAUUGUAUUUGUAAUUAUAUCAUGAAUGUUUUAGGGUUUGAUAAUAUUUGAUUUAAAUAUUGGAACAAGAUACAUUUUAGAGAAAAAAUACAGGUGUGCAUUAUUUUAAAAAUAUUCUGUUGUUGCACCUACACUAUACUGGACUGGUUGGCUAUAUGGAGGGGGGGAGGGGUUAAAGGUAUUCCAAGCAGGGAUGACAUAGCAGUCCUACAAAGGAAAAAAUGGAAGCCACUAUUAAGCACAUGUAUCUCUUUCUGUGCAGUUAGCACCUCUAGUAGCUACUGGGGCUGUGGACAACAGGUAUAGUAGGGAGAGAUGGUGCCUAUAGUAGCAGUGGGAUAAUAGUCUCUGGGAAGGGAGUGUGACUGUGGGAUAGCAGGUAUAGUAGGGAGAGAGAUGGUGCCUAUAGUAACAGUGGGGA
Xenopus laevis (African clawed frog) is the source of this 2304-nucleotide messenger RNA. RefSeq names its product homeobox B1 S homeolog (gene hoxb1.S). The transcript has 2 exons. Gene Ontology annotation, molecular function: DNA binding; DNA-binding transcription factor activity; RNA polymerase II cis-regulatory region sequence-specific DNA binding. Gene Ontology annotation, biological process: regulation of transcription by RNA polymerase II; regulation of DNA-templated transcription. Gene Ontology annotation, cellular component: nucleus. The record is from RefSeq and is a predicted model, not a curated record. Lineage: Eukaryota; Metazoa; Chordata; Amphibia; Anura; Pipidae. The coding region runs from base 653 to 1567 and encodes 304 amino acids.